AUGGCGGCUAGCUCCUUUGCCCGCAUGCUCAAGGGCCAGGUACGAUGCUACUCCGCACCAUUGGACAUGACCAUUCCGGCCUCCAAGCAGCGCUACAUUCCCACGAGCGGCACUUACCCCCAAGGCUUCCUGGUAUCCGGUACUCAUGUCGGUGUCAAGGCAUCAAACACUCGUUAUCCUGAUCUUGCCCUCAUUGCGUCCGAAACGCCUUGCUCCGCGGCCGCGGUCUUCACCACCAACAAGUUCCAGGCUGCGCCGGUACAGGUGAGCCGGCAGACAUUGCAGAGUCGCAAGGGAGAGGGUAUCCGAGCUGUGGUGAUCAACUCUGGCUGUGCCAAUGCUGUUACUGGCAAGGGCGGUCUCGAAGAUGCCCUACAGAUGGGCCGGACGGUGGACGAAUGCAGCGGCGUCGAGAAGGAUAGCUCGCUGGUGAUGAGCACCGGUGUCAUUGGACAGCGCCUUCCCAUCAGCAAGAUCCUUGACCGCAUUCCUACCGCAUACGCCGACCUUGACUCGACGCACGAUGCCUGGCUGAGGACUGCCCGCGCCAUCUGCACCACCGACACAUUCCCUAAGCUUAUCUCUCGCACGUUCACUCUGCCCUCCUCCCCGGACCGCACCUAUCGCUUGGCCGGUAUGACGAAGGGCGCAGGCAUGAUCCACCCGAACAUGGCCACACUGCUGGGUGUUGUGUGCACCGACGCAAACGUCGAGCCCGCCGCUCUGCAGUCGAUCCUCAAGCAUUCCGUGAAUCGCUCUUUCAACUCGAUCUCCAUUGACGGUGACACCAGCACCAACGACACUAUUGCAGUCCUGGCCAACGGAGCUGCCGGCGGCGAGACCGUUCGCGCGCCUUCUGGUGCCGAAGCCAGUGCGGACUACCAGGCGCUGCAAACCGUGUUCACCGACUUUACACAAGAGCUUUCGCAGCUUGUCGUCCGUGACGGCGAGGGUGCGACCAAGUUCGUCACCGUGCGUGUGCGCAACUCUCCCGACUACGAGUCUGCCCGUCUGAUUGCCUCGACCAUUGCCCGCUCUCCUCUCGUCAAGACCGCUCUGUAUGGAAAGGAUGCCAACUGGGGCCGUAUCCUCUGCGCCGUAGGCUACACCCAGGGUUUGCGCGAUGGCACCGUCGUUCCCGACCGUACGUCCGUUAGCUUCCGCCCUGUUGAUGGCAGUCCGAUCCUGAAGUUGCUGGUCAACGGUGAGCCCGAGACUGUUGAUGAGGAGCGUGCCAGCGCGAUCCUGCAGAGUGAGGAUCUGGAGAUCGAGGUUGACCUCGGUGGUGGUGAGAAGGGCGCCGCCGGUUGCGGUGGUGAGGACGCCGUGUACUGGUUCUGCGAUUUCAGCCACGAGUACGUGACCAUCAACGGUGACUACCGUACUUAA
Penicillium cinerascens is the source of this 1389-nucleotide messenger RNA. RefSeq names its product bifunctional ornithine acetyltransferase/N-acetylglutamate synthase. Gene Ontology annotation, cellular component: mitochondrial matrix. Gene Ontology annotation, biological process: L-ornithine biosynthetic process; L-arginine biosynthetic process. NCBI's taxonomy places the organism in Eukaryota, Fungi, Ascomycota, Eurotiomycetes, Eurotiales, Aspergillaceae. Bases 1 to 1389 code for a protein of 462 amino acids. Gene Ontology annotation, molecular function: L-glutamate N-acetyltransferase activity, acting on acetyl-CoA as donor; L-glutamate N-acetyltransferase activity, acting on acetyl-L-ornithine as donor. The record is from RefSeq and is a predicted model, not a curated record. The transcript is spliced from 2 exons.